Molecule: messenger RNA, 813 nt
Organism: Rhizophagus irregularis DAOM 181602=DAOM 197198
Lineage: Eukaryota; Fungi; Glomeromycota; Glomeromycetes; Glomerales; Glomeraceae
Source: RefSeq, a predicted model, not a curated record
AUGCGAAAGGCGGAAAUUUACAUAGUAAUACCUUACGUCGCACCGGAAAUAUUUCAAGAUGCUAUAUUUUCAAAAGAACCUGAAAUCACAAUUGAUACUCCUGAGUGUUUCGCUAAUUUAAUGAAAAGUCGUUGGGAUUCCGAUCUCUUAAAGAGACCUUCCAUAGCAGAAAUUAAAGAAAUCAUUGAUGGAACAACGAACAGGAUUAAUACAAUUGAAACAACUUGGACCAAUGAAAAACAACAUCCUGGCGCUAUUUAUACUAGUAGGCCUAUAAAAUCUCAUAUUUCUCAAGUUUCAUCUUUUAAUUCGUCAUCGACUAUUUCGAAUCAAGUAUACACUUCGGAAAUACUCAAAGAUAAACCAUUUUUAAAUCUUCAAGGUCUUCGUCUAAUCAAAUCAUCAUCUGGAUAUAUUUCAAACGAUUUAGAUUUUUGAUAUAGAAAUAAAUACUCAAAGACUAACCACGUUUGUCGACAAUCUGCUUAAAACAAGUCUAAAUAUCACAUGAACUCCCUCAGAUAAUAUAUUGGAUGAAGAGUGCUUCAUUUUAAUUAACUAUCCGUGUCUCUUCAUAGUGUCCUUUUCGGAGAACAUUAACGAUUUGCUCGAUGUUAUUAAUCCGAUCAAGAAUUCCCUGCGAUACAAUUGUGUAGUUAUAAUAUAUUCUUACGUAACAAAUGGAUCUACUUAGUUAUUUAUAUUAUUUAUAUGACUUCAGACUCUGAUUACUUGCGGAAUUUCAAUUAGUUCAUCAAUCGCAUCAAUCAGUAAUGAUAAAAUAAAAUAAAUUGCGUAUUACAAAUCCCGUUU